Molecule: messenger RNA, 3459 nt
Organism: Priceomyces carsonii
Lineage: Eukaryota; Fungi; Ascomycota; Pichiomycetes; Serinales; Debaryomycetaceae
Gene: ELF1
Product: Elf1p
Exons: 1
Coding region: 1-3459 (1152 amino acids)
Molecular function (GO): ATP binding; ATP hydrolysis activity
Source: RefSeq, a predicted model, not a curated record
AUGUCAAAGCAAUCUUUUGAGGAUUUUUUGAAACAGCAGCAGCCGCAACUGCAACGAAAGGGAAACAAGAAUUUGAAUGGUGCGGCCCUUAAUGGUGCUGGUAGUCCAAAUAUUGCCAAUAAUAGGUCAUUUAGCAACAGAGGAUAUUCUUCUGCCAAUAGCUCUUAUGUUGGAACUCCUUUAGAUUCACAGGUGAAUAGUGGAACAUCCACCCCUAUAGGUUCAAGUGCUAAUGCUUCUACUGCGUCCUUAAGUUCUUUAAAUACAGCUUUAGGUAAGUUAAACGUUAGUAGCAUUCCUAUCCAAGAAAACUUGUCCAAGAUUGAAAAUGCUUCAAGCAUCCAUGAAGUAAAGGUUGAGGUUGAAAACGUGGUCAAUAUCAUUUCCAGCGAGGGAUUACAAGUCAUUCAAGCGUGGAAAUUGCCUGAAAUUUUAAAAUCAUUGUCAAAAUCAAAAAAGUCGCCCUUAGUCAGAGAAGCUUCAAUGCUAAUAAUUCUGCAACUAGCUGCGAAGUUUGGAGGAAAUACUCCUCAAGAAGCUUAUUUAUUAACAUAUUUCAGUGUCGCUUUCGAUACUCAGGCGGACAAGGACAAAAAUGUGUCGAAGGCAGCAAAGACAGCAGCUGAUUCUCUUUAUGGUAUAUUUCCUACAGAAGCGCUAGGUUCGAUCGUAUUUGAUGAAUUAUUGAAAUAUUUAUCUGGAUCGGCAAAAUGGAACUCAAAGUUGACUGCUUUAGCCCUUGUUGAUAGAGUUAUCGAAGAGGUUCCCGCUGAUGUACUUGAAAUGAAAUUCAUUGAUGCAGUUCCUAUUUUUUCUGACCUUUCAACAGAUUUCAAACCUGAAUUAGCAAAUCAUGGAUUGAAGACCUUCAAAAACUUCGUCAAGUUGUUAGAUAACUUAGAUCUACAAAAUAAGUUUGAUUUAUUAGUUGAAACCUUGGCCAAUCCUUCAAAAGUUCCUGAGUGUAUAAAGAGCUUGUCUUCGGUUACUUUUGUUGCUGAAGUGACAGAAUCUGCGUUGUCAUUACUUGUACCAAUUUUGGAUAAGUCAUUGAAGAUGUCUUCUUCUUCUAAUGAUCAGUUGAGACAAACUGUGACUGUAACUGAGAAUUUGACACGUUUGGUGAACAACAAAAGAGAAAUUGAAUCUUUUAUUCCAAUUCUAUUACCUGGCGUUGAAAAAGUUUUGAAAAAUGCUUCUCUUCCUGAAGUAAGAGAGCUAGCAGAAAAAGCACAUGAAGUUUUGAAAGAAGCUGAGAGUCAACAAAGUGAUGGAAAGUUUCAUGGUAGAAUUUCUUUAAAUGAAGCUGGUGAAUUUUUCACGUCUGAUAUAGAUGCAAAGUAUCAGCCUGUUAUCAACUACUUGAAUUUGAGCGACGAAUCAAUUUACAAGUACAUAUCAGUGAUUUUGCAAACGGAUGCCAAUGUUAAUGAUUGGAAACGCUUAAAAGAGUACCUUAGUCUCGUUCUUGGCAACUUCCCUGACGAAGAGUUGAAAUCCGAAUAUAUCGAAAGUAUUCUUGGAAAUCUCAGAAAUCUCUAUACCCCUGACAAUAACAACUCUGGUUAUGACGAUGAUGGAGCUGUAGAGAUCGUUAAUGCAGAUUUUUCAUUGGCUUAUGGCUCACGUAUGUUAUUAAAUAAGACUAAUUUGCGCUUGUUGAAAGGUCAUAGGUAUGGUUUAUGUGGUAGAAAUGGUGCAGGAAAAUCGACUUUGAUGAGGGCCAUCUCAAAGGGACAAUUAGAAGGUUUUCCAUCUGCUGAUGAAGUAAAAACUUGCUUCGUCGAACAUAAACUUCAAGGUUCCGAAGGUGAUAUGGACUUGGUUAGCUUUAUUGCUUCAGACCCCGAGUUGAUGAGCACUGAUAGGCAAGAGAUAUCGAAAGCCUUGUCAGCUGUUGGAUUCACGGAUGAUAGAUUGGAGCAAAAGGUAGGCUCAUUGUCAGGCGGGUGGAAGAUGAAGUUAGAAUUGGCAAGAGCUAUGCUUAUGAAAGCAGAUGUGUUAUUGUUAGAUGAACCUACCAAUCACUUAGAUGUGACUAACGUUAAAUGGCUUGAAGACUAUUUAAUUGAGAAUUCCAAUAUUACUUCUUUAAUAGUUUCUCACGAUUCAGGAUUCCUCGAUGCUGUCUGUACCGACAUUAUACAUUAUGAAAAUAAGAAACUUGCAUAUUACAAAGGUAACUUGUCUGAAUUUGUUAAAGUCAAACCUGAAGGUAAAGCAUAUUAUACUUUGACUGAUUCCAGUGUGAAGAUGGCUUUCCCACCUCCAGGUAUCUUGACGGGAGUCAAAUCGAAUACUCGUACAGUUGCCCGUAUGUCCGACAUAACCUUCACUUACCCAGGAGCCCCAAAACCUUCUUUGAAGGAUGUUUCUUGUUCUCUUUCAUUGUCUUCACGAGUGGCUAUUGUUGGGCCCAAUGGUGCAGGUAAAUCGACUUUGAUCAAGCUUUUAACGGGAGAAUUAACGCCCGAUACUGGAAAGGUAGAGAAGCAUCCUAACUUAAGAAUUGGUUAUAUCGCUCAACAUGCCUUACAACAUGUCGAGCAGCAUAAAGAAAAGACCGCUAACCAAUAUUUGCAAUGGCGUUAUAGAUUUGGUGAUGAUCGUGAAGUCUUGUUGAAGGAGUCGAGAAAAAUAUCUGAAGAGGAGAAGGAACUCAUGUCCAAGGAAAUUGAUGUUCAGGAUGGAAGAGGACCAAAAACAAUAGAAGCGAUCGUCGGGAGACAAAAAUUAAAAAAAUCGUUCCAAUAUGAAGUUAAAUGGAAAUACUUCUUACCUAAAUAUAACUCUUGGGUUCCGAGAGAAGUAUUGUUAGAGCACGGCUUUGAAAAAUUGAUUCAAAAAUUUGAUGACCAUGAAGCUUCAAGAGAAGGUCUCGGUUACCGUGAGCUCACACCUCCAGUGAUAAGAAAGCAUUUUGAGGCUGUAGGUUUGGAUGGUGAUAUUGCUGAUCACACGGCGAUGGGUUCUUUGUCGGGAGGCCAGUUAGUGAAAGUUGUGAUUGCUGGUGCCAUGUGGAAUAAUCCUCAUCUUUUAGUUUUGGAUGAACCAACAAAUUAUUUAGAUCGUGAUUCAUUGGGUGGUCUUGCUAUUGCAAUUAGAGAAUGGGCUGGUGGUGUUGUCAUGAUUUCACAUAACAACGAAUUCGUUGGUGCCUUGUGCCCAGAGCAAUGGCAUGUUGAAAAUGGUGAAGUAGUUCAGAAAGGUGCAGUUCUGGUGGAUAACUCCAGAUUUGAAGACAAAACGGGUGAUGAAAAACAGUCGUCGCCUUCCCCUGCUAAAAGAGCUGAUGAUGACGAUUCACCCGCAAAUAUCAAAGUAAGAACGAGAAAGAAGAAGAUGACAAGGAACGAGAAAAAGGCACAAGCUGAGAGACGGAGAUUGCGUCAUAUUGAAUGGUUAAGUUCUCCAAAGGGCACUCCCAAACCUGUUGAUACGGAUGAAGAGGAAGAUUGA